Vigna umbellata (rice bean) is the source of this 3457-nucleotide messenger RNA. Lineage: Eukaryota; Viridiplantae; Streptophyta; Magnoliopsida; Fabales; Fabaceae. The record is from RefSeq and is a predicted model, not a curated record.
GAUCCAAAUCCUCUUCCCAAGUUUGUAUUAGUCAGUGUCAGGGACAUUCUGAAACGGCAACGUUUUCUGCUCUCCUUCGCUUGCACGCCGGCGUGAGAUCCGUUCUGCCACCGGCGAUCUCACCUCCACCGGCGCUUCUCGCCCUCAAAUCGAUUCUGCGUCUUUUAUUUGCCAAAUUCUGCCUAUCAUUCAUUCUGUAACACAGGUUCGCUACACUCAGCUUAUGCUGGUAAGACCUGUGCUGCAAGAGGUCGAUUGCAUCGGGUGAAGGGGAUACUGGUGGAAUGAUGGACACUCACGCGGAAGAUUCUGUUAGACCUGAGGAGCAUUUUCCUGAUGAGGAUCAUCAUUACGAAGAUGGAAGCAAUGGAAAUAUUGUAUUGGAAAAUGGAUUGUCUGAUGGUAAUCAAGGUCCUGCUGAUACUGACGAUCAGCUUCUAGAAAUGGUUAUGGACCUCAGGUUUCAGAAUGACUACUUAAAGUCCCAGUUUGAGGGAUUGAAAAUUGUAAACAGUGUACAUAGUGAUUCUAGUAUACAGAAAGGAGUUGGUGGCUUAGAAGAUGGGGAUUCUGACAUUGUGAAAGAACUAAAGGAAAAAAUACUAUUGUUGAAUAAAGAAUUUCUGGAAGAAAAGCAAACAAGAAUUGCAUCAGAGGAGGCUUUGAAGCAUCUUCAAGUGGCAUACUCAGAGGCAGAAGCAAAGGGCCAGGAGCUCUCUGAAAAGCUUGCAGAAGCUCAAACGAAGUUGGACCAAGAAAUAAAAGAGCGUGAUGAGAAGUAUUCUGAACUUGACUCCAAGUUUAAUAGGCUUCACAAGCGAGCAAAACAGCGUAUUCAAGAAAUUCAAAAGGAAAAAGAUGAUAUCGAGGCCCGUUUCUCUGAGGUGAAUGAAAUUGCAGAGCGAGCAUCAUCCCAACAGUUAGCAAUGCAACAAGAAUUAGAGCGUACCAGGAAGCAAGCAAAUGAGGCAUUGAAAGCCAUGGAUGGUGAUAGACAACAACUAAGAAGUGCAAACAACAAUCUUCGAGAUACCAUUGAAGAUUUAAAGCGUUCAUUGCAACCUAAAGAGAGUGCUCUUGAAGCAUUGCAACAAUCACUUGCAGAAAAGGAACAGAUGUUGGAGGAUAUGAGAGGGUUGCUUCAGGCUGCUGAAGAAAAAAGGCAAGCUGCACUAGUUGAGCUCUCUGCUAAGCACCAAAAGAAUAUAGAGAGUUUGGAGGCUCAACUUAAUGAUGCAUUGUCUGACAGAAGUAAGGCAGCUGAGUCUAUUUCUUCACUGCAGGUUCUAGUUGCAGAAAAAGAAUCCAGAAUUGCAGAGAUGGAAGCAGCAUCAACCGGGGAAGCAGCACGACUCAGAGCGGUGGUGGAAAGUGUGAAAGGGGAGCUUUCUCACCUAAAAGAGGAGCAUGAAAAAGAAAGGGAAAGCUGGGAGACUGCUUCACAAGCACUCAAAGCAAAACUCGACAUUGCAGAGAGCAACUGCAUACAUGCAGAAGUUGAAGUAGCCAAAAUAAGAAGUCAGCUAGAAUCAGAGGUAUCUGCCCAAACAAGGAUCCUCAAUAUGAGAGAUGUGGAAUUGUUGGCUGCUAAAGAAGAGAUCCGCUCUCUAGAAAAGGAAUUUUCUUCAUACAAAGUUCGUGCACAUGCACUUCUUCAAAAGAAAGAUGCUGAACUGGUGGCUGCUAAAGAUUCUGAACAACUCAGAGCUCUAGAGGAAACUCUGAAAGAGGUUGAAAAUGAAGUCUUAUCAAUAACAGAAGAAAGGGAUAAAGUUCUUCAAGAUCUUCAAUCCGCUAUGGCUAAUCAUGAGAAGGAACUUGCAGAAAGAGACACAACCCUUGAAAAUGUCAAGCAACAGAUAAGGAGCUUGGAAAUAAAGCUUGACUCAGUUAAUGCUCAGCACCUAAAAGAGAAAGAGGAAUGGGGACUAAGUCUUCAAAAUGUAGAAGAAACAUGGAGAAUCAAAUGUGAGGCAAUUAAGGCUGAAAAUGAAGCAACUGCCACAAAAGAUAAGCAAAAGGAAUUGGAAGAGCUCAAACAACGAUUUAAAAAACUGAAGGAAGAGCACACUUCAUUUCAUGAUCUUGCUGAUAGGACGAUUGAGGAGAAAGAUUAUGAAAUAUCCAGACUUUUAGAUGAAAAUAAAAACCUUCGCCAGUCUCUUCAAUCAAGACCACUAGUCGAUCAAAAUGAUUCUUACACAACAGCCUCACAUAAAUUGGAUUCAACAAAUUUAAGCCCCUCUGCUGCAGAACAGCAAAUUCUGCUUUUGGCUAGACAACAAGCGCAAAGAGAGGAGGAGUUAGCACAGUCACAGCGUCAUAUUUUAGCUCUUCAAGAAGAAAUUGAAGAGCUUGAACAUGAGAAUCGUCUCCACAACCAACAGCUCUUCCACUGGCCAUCACCAGUUCAGGUUGCUGACCACAAGAUCAGAUUCACUCCCCAAACUCUGGCCAAACCCCCCUGGUUUCAUCUCAUCUGAACUUGGAUACCAUAUGCUCAUGCAAUUACUCCAACACAAUUUCCAUCUGCAUUGUCACUAUUUUCCAUGUAACAGUGCAUCCAGUCACUGUUUUCCUUACUUUUUGCAGUGCUGACCUUGUCUCUGUUAAAUUGGGCGCAUACUACUAGGCUAAAAAUUAUAUCUAAUAGUCAAGGUGCAACUUUUAUAUUGAAGAGUGUAACAAUCCAAAUACUACGAUUCAAUUGUGACCUAGCUUACUUAGUCUCUGUUGCAGGACAAUUGAUGUACCCUGUAAAAAAUCUUUCCCUCAACAAUUGUUUUGUUAGGAAGCUAACUGUUUAAUUGUGGCUUGGUCCACUUUGUCUUCAUCCCAGGACAAUUGAUGCAACCUAUAAUAAUCUCCCCCUUAAUAAUUUCCCCACUUGAAAUUUAAUUCGUGACCUUAGCUUUUAUACUAAUUGUUGGAUCAAAUGCUUAUCACUAAGCAAAAAACUGUAGUUAAAGUAAGAAGGUAUGUCUUUCUACAAAAGAGGGUAACUUAGUCCACUUGAUCUCUGUCAUGGGAUAAUUGAGUCAACCUGCAAUAGUGCCAUUGUUGUCCCCAAUAUAUCCUCUUUACAUUUUCAGUGCUGUUUGGUGUCAUCUUCUCUCUGUUGUCAUAUCCAGUUGCAUUCUGGCCUUAUCUUUAUUGUCCUUGGUCUUGAUCUCACGUACAAUAUUGUUUUUUGAUAACCAUGUUAUUGGAACUAGAUAUUUACCAAUUUUUUUGAUAACUAAUCUCUAACACAAUCUAAUCUCAUUGAUUCUUGUCCUAAAUGCAACCUGACCAGUGUUUGCCGUAGACAUGGCUUCAGCCGUGUUCUCUGGUCCUAGACACUAUUGCCCAUCCAGUCUUCAGUCCCAAAAACCCACCUAUUCUCAUUGUUUUGGUGGAUCUGAUAUCAUCCUAGAGAGCUGGUUGGAAUGUUACAUGACAAAGGCAGAAAUUCAUC